CAUUUCUUUAAUUAAUUGUUUAUUUAUUUAUUUAUUUCUAUUUUCUCUCUUGAACACAUUCCAAUUUUUUAAUCCUCAAAACCCAUAUGAUUUUUUCUCCAGAUUCUCUCUCUACCUGAUCGUCUUCCCCGUAGGAAAAUCUGGUGUUACGAUGGCGACUAGGACUGCUAUGAGAUAUGUAUCUCGCAGGCUUUCAAGCAGUGGCCGAGUACUAAGCGAGGAGGAAAAAGCUGCAGAAAAUGUCUACAUCAAGAAAAAGGAGCAAGAGAAGUUAGAGAAACUCGCUCGUGAGGGCCCAAAACCAGAUAAAACACCUGCAACAGGCUCAGGAGGCUCGGAUUCAAUAUCCGAUGCCAAAUCAAGUGGCCAGACCUCUUCAGCACCCAAAGCAUCGACUGACAACUAUAGAAACUAUGCUGUUGUAGCGGGCAUUGCAACUGCUUUUGCUGCUCUUGGAUGGUAUUAUGGGACGAAGAAGAAGGAACCUGAUCAAGUGCAAGAUUGACUCAAUUUCUCGAAGUAAAUAUGAAGCGACGCCGUGUUUCUGUUGCAUUUUGUUUUAUGGCACAAUUCUCCCUCUGAAUGAGCUCGAUAUAAACCAGAUUAUGUGUCUGAUGACAAUGAGAAGUCGUUGAUGACGUCUAUAUUGCUUAGAUUUCUAAUCACUUAUCUCCGAUAUACUUCUCUUUAUUGGAAUUUUUGGCUUUAAAUGUUUUUUA
Messenger RNA from Olea europaea var. sylvestris, 719 nucleotides. RefSeq lists its product as uncharacterized. The transcript is spliced from 4 exons. The record is from RefSeq and is a predicted model, not a curated record. Bases 152 to 505 code for a protein of 117 amino acids. Lineage: Eukaryota; Viridiplantae; Streptophyta; Magnoliopsida; Lamiales; Oleaceae.